CUAUUAAAAAAUUGUUUUUAAAUUAAGUAAUAUGAAGAAUCUUACGAACUUUUCGAACAACAAAAUAUGUAUGGAGAAAAAUAUGUACGUACAUAAAUAUAUUUGUAUAUAUUAUACAAUAUUUUCCGUUAUUUUAAAUAAAAGUGUAAUUUUAUAACAAAACACUGUUUUUUUUAAACAAAUCCAAUAUUUAAAAUUAAUUUUUAUAAGCCACAUUACUACCAUUGAUUAUGUUCCACCCAUUAUGGAAUCAUAUUUUUAUAAAUAACAUUCUAAAUGUAAUAAAUAUUUCAUAACUUUUAAACCGAUUGAAUAAUACAUUGGUGAAUAUAAUUGUUAAAUUUUUAAUUUAAAAUAUUGAAUAUAAACAAAGUUAUUGUACAAAAUGUAAAUAGGGUUUACAUUACCACUUACUUUUCUAUAUAUUUUUCAAUAGUGAUUAAAAAGUUAUGAGAUGUUUAUUAGGUACCUAACACGAUUUUGCAUGCAUUUAAUGCACUUAUAAAUCAUAUUUUAAUUUUUUUAGUUACAUGGACAAUUUUUCUUUAGCACUCUCUUAAUUAAAAUAAUAAUUAUAAUAAAAUAAAGAAUGUAAUCAAAAUUAUUUGGAGUUCAAAUGUUAGUUUUCCAAGUAAUAUAAUUUACAACGCGUAGCAUGGAUAAUCACAUCAUAAAUCACAUCAUAAAUGAACUCGUAAAUAAACGUAAUAUAAAGAUUGAAACCACUGGAGCAUGCAAUGUAUUGCAAUUUCAAUGAAUUUAGAUUUUAGUACAAAAUUAAUUCCUCCAUAUUUAUUAUACCCUGCACGUUUACUAUUAAUUUAUUCAGUCCAAUGCAAAUGCGAUAUAAAUACAUCCGAUUGUAAUUAACAGCGUAAUAAAUAUUCACCCAAAUAAUAUCAGUUUCGAUCCUUGAUAGGAAAGCUGUAGUAAUUUCUCUUUUUCGUCGUUGUAGGGGUGACCCAGGAUGCGAAGCGAAACUGGGAUCAGAUUGGCAGUGGACAUCUCGUUAGGAAUAUGGACAAGCAAUUCAAAAAUUUAUUAAACAAAGAAGAGAGUGGCUCUACUCAAUAUUUAAAUUCCGCCAGUGACAAGUACCAAGAGGGACUUUUUGCCAAUCAAUUUCGUAAUGGAAAUCUCAUUAAUUCCUCGAUCAACCCCGUUGCAUGGGCAGAUACAAUAAGUCAUCCAUAUAGACCCAAUUUAAAUGCUGAUCAAUCAAAUGACCAGCAAUUAUUUAUGGAUCAAUUUAUUAAUCGCAAUGUUUUGAAUAACGCACGAGAGAGUGAUAAACAAAUCGUUAAAGAUCUAGAUCAGAUCGAUGGCGAAUAUUUGGUCAGAAAUUUAGAUCAGAUCGGUGGUGGACACCUGGUCAGAAAUCUAGAUCAGAUUGGCGGCGGACAUUUGGUAAGAAAUCUGGAUCAGAUUGGCGGCGGACAUUUGGUGAGAAAUCUGGAUCAGAUCGGCGGCGGGCAUUUGGUGAGAAAUCUGGAUCAGAUCGGCGGCGGGCAUUUGGUGAGAAAUCUGGAUCAGAUCGGCGGCGGGCAUUUGGUAAGAAAUCUGGAUCAGAUCGGCGGCGGGCAUUUGGUGAGAAAUCUGGAUCAGAUCGGCGGCGGGCAUUUGGUGAGAAAUCUGGAUCAGAUUGGCGGCGGACAUUUGGUGAGAAAUCUGGAUCAGAUCGGCGGUGGAAAUCUGGUCAGAAGCAUCGAUUAUCCGGACGCAGAAAUAAAACGUCAUGUUGAUCAUUCAGCGAGUACUUCCGAGAAGUUACACUUCACGCGAAAUUUGAAUCAGGAUGGGAAUUUUGUGAGAAACUUAGAUCAAAUUGGAGGUGGAAAUCUUGUACGCAAUUUGGAUCAGAUCGGUGGCGGAAAUCUCGUGAGAAGCUUGAAAUGAUUAUGCUAGUGUCUGAAAAUUUUAUUUACUGCGAGUUGGCACAAGAUAAGUAAACGGAUAUAGAACGACUUAGAAGUGAUUGUAUUAAGGAAGGCUUCUACAUUGAUUUUUAAUUUUGUAGUAGAUGUGGAUCCUUUUAAAUUAUAAUUAUCUGAUAUGUUAUGUUCUAUGUAACAAAUUAAAACUAAAUAAUUAUAUUUAAUAAACAUGCAACUAGGACAUGUGGUUUUGGUUUAAUUAAAAUGAUAUCCAUCACAUAUAAUAAAUGGAAGAAUUUAACUGAGAAAAAAAAUAUCGAAAAUAUGUUAAUAAUCAAUACAUGAAAUAUUAAAUAUUAAUUAUACAAUUCCAUUUUUUACUUUUCACUAUUGAACUUUAUUCUAAAAAAAUUAUUUUAUAUAUAUAUAUUGCGUUUCUAUGUACUCGUAUAUGUUUUGUAAUAAGAUAUAACAUAUUAACAAUAUACAAAUUAACGUGACUAUACAAAACACAUUAAAUUAAAAAAUGUCUUUUACAUUGUAUAUUAUUAUUCAAAUUAAAAUGAAAAUAUUUAAAUAUUGUUAAAUUUAUAUUUCUUCUAAUUAAAACAAAAUGUAUUAAUUAUUAUAUAAAACAUAAAAAUGUAUUGUGCUACAAAAGAAAUUUUUUAAUUCCAAAAAUAUGCUAGUAACACAUUUAGUCAACCAAACUAAUGCAUUUACUCGUCACAACAUUCGUCAAAUAUCUAAUAGAAGAAUAUCUUAUAGUAGAGCGACACUUCAAGCGACAAUUGCAAUUAUAUUGUCUUUGUCAUUGUAUUUUUAGUUCUAUUAAGUUAAAAGGUAAUGAAAUUUUAUCUUGUGUAUCUGGUCUUUCAAAACCAAUAUCCAUUUUCCAAACAUCUUAAAUUUUCCAUAAUAUUGUCCAGUCAUUAGAAUUAACGUAGAUAUAGUACAGCACUUUCUGAAAUU
Solenopsis invicta (red fire ant) is the source of this 2846-nucleotide messenger RNA. Its product is annotated as armadillo repeat-containing X-linked protein 4-like. The transcript has a single exon. The coding region runs from base 1018 to 1896 and encodes 292 amino acids. NCBI's taxonomy places the organism in Eukaryota, Metazoa, Arthropoda, Insecta, Hymenoptera, Formicidae. The record is from RefSeq and is a predicted model, not a curated record.